Messenger RNA from Xylona heveae TC161, 2740 nucleotides. RefSeq lists its product as hypothetical. Gene Ontology annotation, biological process: translation. Gene Ontology annotation, cellular component: mitochondrial small ribosomal subunit. The coding region runs from base 48 to 2438 and encodes 796 amino acids. The transcript has a single exon. Gene Ontology annotation, molecular function: structural constituent of ribosome; methyltransferase activity. Lineage: Eukaryota; Fungi; Ascomycota; Xylonomycetes; Xylonales; Xylonaceae. The record is from RefSeq and is a predicted model, not a curated record.
CCUUCAUCGAGUAAGCUUCUUUUCGGGGCUUCAUUGAUAGUCUGAAAAUGCCUGUUACACGGGCUUUAAGGCCUGUCUGCAUAUCCUGCAGGUUCAAUCAGCUCACGCUAUCUCAAAGAAUUUCCCCCCGUGCAUUCCAUGCGGCGGCAAUUCGCCCACGGCCUCGUGUUCGAUCGCAAGCACUUCGAGUGUCAUCCGCACAAAAUUCAAAGCCCGAAGUCACAGAACAAGCUCGGGAACAUGAAGAUGAAUCGGUGUUUCGCGCAGAGUUUUCUCCGCCGCUUUCGGCAGAGCAAUUAGAGGCGCUUGUCCGUCACGCUCGACAUACCUACGGCGAAUACCUACCAGAGAAAGUCCUUUCAGAAAACGAGUAUAGACUCUAUGAGAGAUUGUACGGCCCGCCAUUGCCGAUUCCCGAAUAUGAAGCACGCGAUGUCGAUGGAGAACAUGAAUCCGAGACAAAAGAUUUAUGGCUAAAGGAAAACAAACAUGGAGAGCUAGAGAUUGUCGAGGUGGACCGCCCGGCGGAGUCUCACCAGGAAAUAGCUCAGGAAGACCUUGAGGAGACACCCUCCGACGAUGAAGCGGAAGAUCUUGAACUCCAUGCCUCUGAUGAUACAAACCUACGAACGCAUCCAUUUACAAUAGCGGGAAGAUUUGCCACGUCACCGUCCACGCUUCAAUUGCCUGCAGAAAGCUUCACCGACCCCGUUACGGCGCUACUGUCUGAUUCAUCAAAUAAACAUAUAUCUGAAGCAGCACACAAAGUGCUUGGCGGUCCUGGUUUGCCAUACUCGCCAGGUACUCCAGCAUCGAAGCGACACCUCCCCCAGAAACCGAUUGGCUUAAGCUCAUUUCAGACAAGGAUGUCGGAUAUGGAAAGUAAUGUAUAUGUUGCCGCAGUUAUGCCCGGCAUAUAUGCCUCUGUCAUGAGCACCCUUGUAGAGGUGAGGAAAAGGCUCGGCACCGAAUGGAUCAAGGAAUUGCUUCAAAAAGAGGGGGGUCCGCGGAUUUUGGACACAGGCGCUGGCGGCGCUGGCGUUAUUGCAUGGCGAGAAGUGCUACAAGCCGAGUGGAAACGUCUUCAUGAUGCGGGUGAAAUUAAAACCACAGCAGAAGAAGCGCCUCUGGGAAGAGCAUCUGUAAUCACGGGCGCAGCCCCGCUUCGUCAUCGAGCAAGUCGACUUCUCGAGAACACAACAUUUUUGCCGCGACUUCCUGAUUAUGUUCAUACUCCGAACCCGGAGAGUCUCCUUGACCCUUCUACUCCUUCGACGGGUCGAAAGCAAUUUGACAUCAUUGUGGCCCCACACAAUCUUCUUCCUUUCAAUGAAGAAUACCUGAGGAAGAUGCACGUGGAGAACCUGUGGUCUCUCUUGAAUCCCAACGGAGGUGUGCUUAUUCUCAUCGAAAAGGGCAUUCCGCGAGGGUUCGAGGCUAUUGCCGGAGCUCGUCAGAUGCUCCUAGACAAUUAUAUCUCCUCGCCCGGAUCCGAACACGUCGCCAGUGACCUACAAGAAAAGGAACGGUCCUCAAUCACUGCCUCGCCCCGACUUAAAGAGACGGGAAUGAUUAUUGCUCCAUGUACCAACCACGCCAAAUGCCCAAUGUAUUUGACUCCCGGCAUCAGUCAAGGCCGCAAAGACUUUUGCCAUUUCAGUCAGCGCUACAUUCGCCCGAGCUACCUCCAGCGUAUCCUCCAAGCCUCUGCUCGAAACCACGAAGACGUUGACUUUAGCUACGUUGCUCUACGACGGGGACGAGACGAGCGUAAAACACAUGGCCUCAUCCAAGGGUCAGAAGCCACGGAAGCUGCAUUCGCUGGCUACGAGACUCCCGCGACUCUUUCCCAGUCCCUUGAACAGGAACAGCAACAAGUCCCUUCCACGUCUUCUCCUUCCACUUCGUCCUCUAACUCUACCUCUACUCCCGAGACAUCCUUUGCAUCCGACCAAAGCUCUACUCCCACAACUACCUCGUCAAAUGCCGAGCCAGAAGUCCCAACUCUCAAUACCCUCUCCCUUCCUCGCUCCAUCCUCCCGCCCCUCAAACGCCGCGGCCACGUCAUACUCGACCUCUGCACCCCUUCCGGCACUCUCGAGCGCUGGACCGUGCCCAAGUCCUUUGGUAAACAAGCGUAUCGAGACGCGCGCAAGUCCUCGUGGGGAGAUCUCUGGGCCCUGGGCGCUAAAUCCCGCAUGGAUCGACCCGUCAAGCUCGGAGUGCGCACUCCCGGUAAAAAGAAUAAAGCCAAGGGCAAGGAUGUCUUCGAAGUCAAUGUCGGCCAGGAAGGAUCCGAUGCUGUCCGACUCGCCAGCGGUCCCUCGAAGAAAGUCGUUCCUUCAAAGCAAAGAGUCAAAGGCCGGACCAAGGGCAAGCAGGAGAGAUUGUCACAUCAGCAGACCUCGCGCAAGGGUGCGCUCGAAAAUAUGGAGUGAUGUAUCUUCUGCACUCUCCUUUGUCUAUUGUGUCGGCGCCAAGCGGAAAUGGUGGCCAUGGCUUUUUGCUUGGAGUAGGUGUUCAUAUAAAUUGGAUUAGACCACACUGGGCCAUUGUAAAAGGCGUGUUGUUUCUUUAAGGCGUUGAUGUCUUCUUCCCUCUACGAUUUUGCAAAGCUUGGACGUUCAUAACUAUCUCGACUCUCAUUUCGACAUUUCCCCUCCUCUCUUGCCUGCAUGUACAUUUUAGAAAUAAUUAAAGGAUGAUUGUAAAUAGUGCAAUACAAUCUCAACCCUCUCCC